AUGACGAUCGGAGAUCUCCUGGCCCAGAUCACUGGCGGCAAACCGACUGACAGCUCGACGACUCCGUCCCCUGCGCCGCGAUCCAACCCUUCACUGGCAAAGCGGAAGCCCGAGGAUGACUUGCGGAAAGAUGUCUCCAAGACGCUGCGCCAUGUCUCGCCUCCCUCAAAGGUAAUCCAGCCAGAGCGCAAAACCGGCGAGAAGGCCCAGUUUGCGCACCGACCAGCAUCCGGCAACAACGCUGUCAAGCCUAGCCCGAUGCCUUCUCGAAAGGCUUUCGGUGACGCCCAAAUAUCAUCAAGGCCUGCGGUGAGCGGCCGACUGCCUUCUACCUCGGCCAGGCCAUCAGUCGCGCCGAAGUCGACACCCAAGAAGGGAUCAUUUGCCGAAAUUCUAGCACGGGGACAGCGAGCGCAGGCUGUAAUGGGUCAAGUUGGCAAGAUUCAACAUAAGAAAGUCGAAAAGGGAAGCAGGUCGAUGGACGCCACCAAGACUGCCGCAGGAACCAAGAAGUCGUCUGCACAAACCUCUGGCAGUGCGGCAAGGGGACCUUCGGGAGCAAGAAAGCCGGCUGUGGGUGGUGGAGUCAACAACGGCGGAUCGGCAAGAAAGGCAGCCUCCAAACAACCGACGAGUCCAGCAAAACCUGCAACAGCCAAGCGUCAUGGCGCGGAAGAAGCGACCGUCAAGAAGGUAAAAAAGGCAGCGCUUGUCGACACGGGCUAUUCUGGCACGGCGCGGCCAACGCCCGAUAACGCGGCCAGAAAGAAGGAUGUACCUCGUGGUGGUGCCCUUCUGAAGGCGCCUCCCACACGUUCGAGUUCCAAGCGGCCACGCUACGAGGACGACUUUGACGAGGAGCUGGACGAUUUCAUCGAGUACGACGAUGAGGAGGAGGACGCGCCUCCCCGUUACCGUUACGACUCGGAGGGAUCCUCGGAUAUGGAGGCUGGCUUGGACGAGUUGGACGUUGAAGAGCACCGCGCCGAGCUGCUCGCUCGCAAGGAAGAUAUAGAACAGGAGCGCAUCGAGAGGAAUCUCAAGGCGGCCAAGGAGGAGCGGAAGAUGCAGGCUCUCGCGGCCCUGCGCGAAAAGCGCCGCUAA
Drechmeria coniospora is the source of this 1104-nucleotide messenger RNA. Its product is annotated as SPT2 chromatin protein. Bases 1 to 1104 code for a protein of 367 amino acids. The transcript is spliced from 2 exons. The record is from RefSeq and is a predicted model, not a curated record. Lineage: Eukaryota; Fungi; Ascomycota; Sordariomycetes; Hypocreales; Ophiocordycipitaceae.